This is a messenger RNA of Ostrinia nubilalis (European corn borer), 6730 nucleotides long. RefSeq lists its product as uncharacterized. Bases 1 to 2913 code for a protein of 970 amino acids. Gene Ontology annotation, molecular function: calcium ion binding; protein phosphatase regulator activity. Gene Ontology annotation, biological process: protein dephosphorylation. The transcript has 11 exons. Gene Ontology annotation, cellular component: protein phosphatase type 2A complex. The record is from RefSeq and is a predicted model, not a curated record. NCBI's taxonomy places the organism in Eukaryota, Metazoa, Arthropoda, Insecta, Lepidoptera, Crambidae.
AUGGCGGCGACGGCCCGCCGCGAGAUAGACACCGGCGAGGAGGACAUCGCCGCUAUCGCCAAACAGAUUUCGGACCAUGCCGAAGCCAUCUACCAGACUUGGAAAGCGCGCGGCCUCGCACCCACGGAGAUACUCUCGUGCAGGCCCACGCCCGGCCUCAAGCUGGGCGAUCUCCGAACCAAACCGAGGCCGGAGCCGAAGCCCGAAAUAAAGCAGAGGCCGGACAUAAGGCGCGAGCUGCGGCCCGAGAUAGUCCGGGAGCAGCGCCCCGACGCGCGGCGGGAGCAGCGCCCCGAGCCGCCGCGGGAGCAAUGGUCCGAGCCCGAGGAAGACACCAUAGAGGUGAUGCUGCCGCCUGACCUGGUCCCGGAGCGGAACGGGACCGCGAGCGCCGGCGCAGGUGCUAGGAGAUCAGACCCCGCAGCGAUGCGCCUCGAAGUUGCUAGAGAGGAGGAGAGAUUGCUCCGAGCGCUGCGAACCGGCGGCGUGGUCGCCGAAAGGUCUGGCGAGAGGCCUGAUGUGGUGCCACCCAUAUCACUAGUCGAUUAUGCUAAGAGCAGAUACCAGGACAGGUUGGAUUCUGGUGCUCGCAAGCCGUCAACAGGUGCGAGCGGGGAGAGACGAGCGUCGCUCGGCUCUCAUGUGACGGAAGCUCGUUCCAAGUUCGAGGCGCGGGCGCGGCGCGCGUCCAGCGCCGGCGCCGGCGAGCCCGCGUCGGCGGCGGGCGCGACGCCCGUGCGCCCCUUCCUCACGCGCGGCUCUGUGGCCGAGCGCGUGCUCAUGUUCGAACGCUGCCCCAGUGAAGCUACCCUCGAGCUAGCCAAAAGAAAAUCUCCAGCGGCCACCACAUGGCGAGGACCCCACGAUGUCAUCAACAGAGCACAGAGCUACGCAGCGUCAGCGCCGCCCAAGCCGUCGUCAGCGCCGCCCCACACGACCCUCCAACGCACAGUGCGCGGGGCGGCCAGCAGCGGGGCGCCGGCGCGCGUCAUCCCGCGCUUCCACUUCCCCAAGGGCCGGCCGCCGCCCGCGCAUCAACAGGACCACGCGCUGCACAAAGUGCAGUCCGCGUUCGCCACGUUCCCUAAUAGCCAGGUUCCCCGAGAGAGUUUCAAGCACAUCGUUAAGGCGUGCGAGUGUCCCCUGUACUGGAAGAUGCCCCUCUUCCUGGCCACCCAGCAGAGCCUGCACGCGUCAGUUGACGGACACAAGUUCAUUGACUUUUGGAGAGAGAUGACUGCCCAGUGCCACGACCAGGCCUCCCGCUUCGUAUACAUCCUUACCCGAGGGAAAAGCAACUCACUGGCCCCAGAAGACUUUGUCCCUCUGGUCCAGGACGUCGUGGACACCCACCCUGGGCUCUCCUUCCUCAAGGAAGCCACGGAGUUCCACUCCAGAUAUGUGCAUACUGUGAUCGCUAGGAUAUUUUACUGUGUAAACCGGUCUUGGUCGGGCAGGAUACUAAUCCCAGAACUGAGAAGAUCGAACCUCCUUCAAGUCAUACAAUUGCUAGAAGACGAAGAAGAUAUUAAUCAAGUUACACAAUACUUUAGUUAUGAGCAUUUCUACGUAAUCUACUGCAAGUUCUGGGAAUUGGACAGAGACCACGACUUGUUUAUAGAUAAACAUGACCUAGCCAGGCAUAAUGAUCAUGCGCUAUCCAGCCGCAUGAUCGAAAGGGUGCUGUCAGGCUGCGUCACCCGAGGCAACCAGAAUCGCCUCACACCAGACGGGGAGCCUCGGAUGUCCUACACAGAGUUCGUGUGGUUCCUGCUCGCUGAAGAAGACAAGACUCACCCCACAGCCAUCGAGUAUUGGUUCAGAUGUAUGGACGUGGAUGGAGAUGGAUUCAUCUCGAUGUACGAGCUGGAGUAUUUCUACGAGGAGCAGAUGCAGCGGAUGGAGGCUAUUGGCAUCGAGACCUUGCCCUUCAACGACUGUUUGUGCCAGAUGCUAGACAUGGUGCACCCAGCUAUUGACGGCAAGAUCACGCUGUCGGACCUGAAGCGCUGCAAGCUGACGCCGAUCUUCUUCGACACUUUCUUUAACUUAGAGAAGUACCUCGACCACGAGCAGCGAGACCCGUUCGCGACGCAACGCGACUCGGAUUGCGAGAUGUCAGAAUGGGAUAGAUUCGCAGCUGAAGAAUACGAGUUGCUAGUUGCGGAAGAAGGUGGCAGCGACGCACAGGACCAAAUCUCAUACGAUGAGACAGACGAGGACUGUCUAUCGCCGAACCUAGAUGAGAUAACCAACACUGAAGUGGUCGAGGACUCGAGCGUGGAAGAGUCGACACUUAGCGAGGGGCUGCCGGGGCCCGCGGGGCGCCUGCGGGAGCCCCCGGGGCCCAACAACGCUGCCAACAACGCAGCCGGCUACGUCAACCUCAGCUCCAUAUACUCCAUCGGCAGCAACGACAGAUGGAACCAAAAUCAACCAGCUCCCAAAAACGGCCUCCCCGAUAAGAAGCUACCGGAAAAGCCAGUGCCGCCAGAAAAACCAGUCAGCCUCAUGAUGGUCAACGGCAAAAUGGAUAACAGGUACUCCGGUUUCGGGAACAACAGUUUCUUAUACUCCCAUCUUCUAGCGGGCGGGGCUCGAGCGAAGGACCCGCCUUCGUAUACAGCAGCCACGAGCGGGGCUUUGUUCGACAAGGACAAGAAGGCGACGUCGCCCGUGAAGACCAAAUCCCCGGUCACGAGUCCUGUGAAUGGGGUCAAUAAGAUAUCUGAUAACUACGAGAAGGCGGUGGCUGAGCGGCUGUCUCCUCAGAGGGAGGUGGCCAGGCUGAACCGGAGCAGUGUCUUCAGCAAAGUUAAUACGGGCGUGGUCGCCAACAAGGUGAAGAAGACCAAACCUCGCGACGAUGAGUACGACGACUACGCAAGAGACAGUGACGAGUGCUCCAUAUAGGGACGUGCCAGACCCUAGUUCAGUGUACACCAAAGAUCGGAAACGUGCAAUUCGUUGUGCCGGCAGGCGAAUCUACCCUUAGACUAGAAUUUUGAACGUUACCGUUGUGUUUGACAGAGGAAUAUUUUUUCAGCGUAUCCUAGUGGUUGAUACGUGCCUUGUGACAGUGUAGACGCGAAUAGUGAUGGUAGGACAGUGCGAACCGAACUUCUCAUAGAAUAGUAACAGCAUUUCGUUAGUGUAUAAUUUAAACGUAUAAUCCAGAGGUUUGUGUUUGUUUUGAUUGUUUACGUCUCAAAGUAUCUAAGCAUAUCAAAUGUUUAAUUUUGUUUGCGUGAAUUGUAUCUGUAUACACUGAUUAGUUUUCUCCUUCACUUAAGUAGUUGUUAAGUCGUUUUAACCGUCGUUAGGUACUCCGUCAUUAAAACAAAAGAUCACUCAUAUCAUGUCGCUCCAUCCAAGUCAAAUUGUUUAAAACUAUAUUUAGGUAUGCUUGGUACUGGAUCUUAUAAAGUUUAUGCAAUCAAAAAUCUUCAACUUUCAAUUAAAAAUAAAAUAAGAAAACUUUAAUUCAAUACUUCUUACUUAGAACUUUAACAUCGUACUAAUUUCUACCUAUUUGUCUAUGCUACACAUGAACCCGGUUUUUUCUCUAAUCAUCAAAACUUAUCGAGCUUCGGACGAAUAUCACUUUUGUAUCAUCUUGCAUCGACAAUAUUAAGUUGAACAUUCUCGAGACUUUGAAUGUGGUUCUAUUCUGGAACUCCCUGUAAAAGUCUCUCAUUCAACCAGUUGCCUGUUGACUCCUAUCAGUAAGUAAAUUUCAUCUAUCACUCAAUUGCAGCUCAUCACAGAACUAUUCAGUAUUAUCUCAGAGUCAAAAUAAUAAAAAAAUCGUCCAUAACGCUUUAUUAAACUUUAUUUAAGAAAAGAAAUCAGUAUGAUAAACACGCACAGACUAAUAAAUUAGCAUAGUGACUAGACAUGUAAUAAAUAUUUUUGAUAAGGUACAGUUGACGUCGUAUUUCGUCUAUGUACGUUGUAUCUUACUGGUAACGAGAAAAGGAGAAAGAGCGGUGUCAAAUUAAAGAUUUAAAACAAUUACUAGUGGCCGUGAUUGUCGACCUAAUACUUAUGACGAGACUAUUUUGUAGUCUCUAUAAUUUUACCUUUUCUGAAAGCAUAUCGAAUAGCACCUCCAAAGAGUCUGGGUUAUUUGAUGGUAUGGCGUCAUUAUUAAAGUAGUUAGAAGAUAAGGGUUCCUUGUCAGGACUACGGAACCAUAAAAAGGUCAUAGUGUCUGCCUAUGUAUUUUUACUAUGCAGCAAAACGCCAAAUUGGUCGGUGUUAUUACAAUUAAAUAAGUAUCUAGAUCACAGGAUUUAUCUUUUCGAUGAGUAAUUUUACACUCGCAAGUCUGACGGAUCAUAAAAAAAAGUCCGUUUCUAAAAGUUUCCAUUCUUACGAAGUUUAGAAAUUUUCUAAGUUUCUUCCAUUCUAGUUUCUUUAGACUACUGUAUAGGUACCUGUUGGGUAAAAAAUACAGUAUAGGGACCAAAGGUCAACUUUUUCGCAACAAAAAACCUCAAAAUUGUGCCCUUGUGAAAAACGAAACUUGAGUAAGGACUCUUUGGAGUGUUAUGUGGUAUUGUGCCCAAGUGGCAGUUAGCACCUAAUAGCUGUUAAAAUAAUGGCAAUUUAGCGAAGGCAGCUGUAUCAUAAUGCUUCUUAGGUAAUGCUAGGUAGAUCUUAGAUUAACUCUAGUCUGCGGGUGCUGGCGUCGAACUAAGACGGUCUACUACAUCGGCGUGGUAACAUACAAAAUAUAGCAAUGUCCUUCAUAAAACAUUACCUACCACAACCAAAGAGAGGGUGGUUCAAACGUCGUCUUAUUAUAAUUUACAAAAGUUCUCCAUUGUUUCAAAAUUGUUAAGGUAAUUUAGAGUUACCUAAGAACAUUGUCGGUUAUAGUUUUAAAAACUCAAAAUGUAUGAUUUUACCCAUACAUUUAAAACUAACAACCCCGUGCCUAAUUUACUUAAGCCUAAUUUCACCCCACUUCUAAUAAGUAAUUAUUAUAAUAUUUAUCCAUUAUUUCAAAUGUAUUUCUAUACCUUCUUACUUACUAAUAUUACGACUAGUCAUUUCAAAAUUCUUUAUUUACAAUCCUCAACUGAACUAACUUUACCAAUUUAUUAACCAAAUCAAUUGUUCACAUUUUAAUAAAUUUUAUUAAUACGUUGUGUACUGUUAAUUAGUAUAAUUUUUAUUAAAAUUUAUGGUAUGUUUUAAAUACCUACCAGUUUGAGCUUAGCUGUUUAUGUAGGUAAGGGUAAUGUAAUUUAGUUAAUUAAUUGAGCAAUUAGGUCUGUUUAUAAUUAAGUUACCGUAUAAUUAUUGCGAUAGAAUUUCAAUAUGUUGUUUGGGCUGAGUGUAUAUUUUGCGUAGUAUUGAAACAAGUCUCAUAAAAAAUAAACUCGGCGGUCUAAAAUGGUGGAAAGGUAAAAAUGCCUAUAGCAUUAAGUAAAGGUAAAAAAUUAAUAUAUUUUAUUUGCAUUUAUACAGCUUUUUAGCGAAAAGUCAAUACCAAUUGAAUAAAAAUGCUAUACCUAUUUCCAAAGGCACUGUGUCAAUAAGUACCCAUGUAUUGUUAAAUAUUGUCCGUUAGUGCUGCUUAUUUAUGACAUUGUGACUUGUUUUAAUACAUACACAACAUUUUCUAUGUAAUUUUAUUAAUACGUUGGCUAUUUGAAAAUACUGCUUCCAUUCUGAAACCCCAAGCCAUUUUUUUAAAAUAGUGCCAUUAUUGUUAUACUUACUGAAACUUUCAUGAACAUUUUGUAAGUAGUUAGUGCAGUCAGAUUAUUACAGAUUAAUUAAUACAAUCACCGUAAAUGCAUAGAUAUGUUAAGGGUUUAUAUACACUAUAUGUUUAUAUGCAUAUAGUGGCUUGCGACAUUUUCUUUCAUGAAAUAACGCUGAAAAGUCGGGCAUCAUGCACUACAAUCCGCAAACAAAACCAUCGCAUUUCCUUGACAAUAUCUUAUAACAAUAAACUUUUCCCCAGUGUAGGCGUUUAUUUAUUGAAUUUUAUUGUGUACGCCAGAAACUAAAGAAAAAGAACUUCGUAAUGAACUAAGUAGUUAUGUUACUUAGAUAUGUUAUUACUACGGAUUUCGUAGCGCGUGGUGCUAGAAGAAGUUUUCCGCGCGUUGUAAGUAUAGGUAUUUUCACGGAUUACAGCAAUUUGAAAUGUUAUUUUCAUGAAAGUUUUGAUCUGAUUGUGCCUAGCUAUAAAAUUAAAUACUCGUACUGUCUUUUUAUGUUUGUUAAUGAAAUUCUAAGGGAGACGACGUUUUUCUAAUUAUGUAUGAAUUUAAUCUUUUCCAGCUUAUUUAAUUAGAUAACACAUUAGUCGAAUAUAUUAUCUAAUUAUUAGUUAUACUACUUAUACAUAUAUUUUAGAAAAAUGCGAUUAUUAAUUAUAUUUUAAUAACGCGAAACAUAAUAUUACGAUGUAAAAGAAAUUUUUAACAUUUAAAUGUUUUGAUUUUCCCUAAAUUCAUAAAAUAUAUUUAUUUUAAAAUAAGACUUAUUAUUUACGUAUUUAUGUAUAAUAACACGAAGUAGACGACCAGUUGUAGACUGUCAUUACUAGAAAAUACAUAAUUUUGAAUAAUAAGAACACGAGAUUACUUACCAAUCAUUGUUAAUGUAAGGAUUUUUUUACAAAAUAGUGGUGACAUAGUGAUGGUGUGUUAACAUGGUGACAGACCUAUUGUUAAGUAUCCUAAUAAAGUACAUCAUUGUAUUUAAA